AUGGAGUACAAUUGCAAGGAGUUCAAGGUGGGUAAAUGCGAGGGAGAGAAAUUGGUUGAUGGAGAGACAAUCCCGCUGGUACUGAAUCCACGGGGAAUCGAAGAAAGGGAAGUUAAAUCUCUUGUAUCGGCUCUUAAAGAGAACAAGGAAUGGUUCGAGCAGAUGAUCAUAAAGAACAGCGCGGUUCUCCUUCGGGGAUUCGAUGUGAGGAAUGCGGAGGAGUUCAAUGAUAUCGUUGAUGUUUGCGGUUGGGAAGACAUCCGUUAUGUCGGCCCUGCACCACGCACUCAUAUUUACAAGCGGAUUUGGACAGCCAACGAGGGUCCUCUAUCUGAAUUUAUUUACUACCACCAUGAGAUGGUUUUGAUAAAAGAACAUCCCAAGAAAGUGAUACUAUUCUGUGAGGUUCCACCACCAGAAGGCGGAGAAACACCAUUUGUGCCAAGCUUCAAGGUAGCAGAGAGGAUGAUCGAAGAGUUUCCAGAAGCUGUAAAGGAAAUGGAAGAGAAAGGUCUCAUGUACACUUUCACUGCUCUCAGCAAGAACAACACUGGUUCCAUGAGAGGCAGGGGUUGGGAAGAUGCAUUUCAAACCUCCGACCGUCAAGAAGCCGAAAGAAGGGCAAAAGCUCUGGGGAUGGACAUGGAAUGGCUCCCAGACGGUGGGGUGAAGACGAUAUUGGUGCCACGACAACUGACGAGAGUGUUUGAGGGUAGGAAAGGGAGGAAGAUGUGGUUUAAUACUGUGGUUGGAAUGCAUGGGAAAGAGCUGAGCUCUGCAACAAUGGCAGACGGGACACUCAUAGCCGAUGAAGUGGUAAAGAGGUGCGGAGAGAUCAUUGAGGAAGAGAGCAUUCAGUUCAAGUGGGAGAAAGGUGAUGUGCUCUUCUUGGAUAACAUGGCUUUGCUCCAUGGAAGAAGGCCUUCCCUUCCUCCAAGAAGAGUCCUUGUUGCUACCUGCAAGUAAAAACCAACCCAGAUGCAUCUAUCUAUCUAAUUUUCGCUUCUUCUAUCACACUAUUUACUAUUCCUAAUACUAAUACUUCCCUUUGUAAUGCUAUAUCUCACAAUAAAAAGGCGGGGUAUCACC
Impatiens glandulifera is the source of this 1089-nucleotide messenger RNA. Its product is annotated as clavaminate synthase-like protein At3g21360. Gene Ontology annotation, molecular function: oxidoreductase activity. The coding region runs from base 1 to 966 and encodes 321 amino acids. The transcript has 3 exons. The record is from RefSeq and is a predicted model, not a curated record. NCBI's taxonomy places the organism in Eukaryota, Viridiplantae, Streptophyta, Magnoliopsida, Ericales, Balsaminaceae.